Molecule: messenger RNA, 746 nt
Organism: Dentiscutata erythropus
Lineage: Eukaryota; Fungi; Glomeromycota; Glomeromycetes; Diversisporales; Gigasporaceae
Source: the annotation of a GenBank genome assembly
AUAUUAAUUCUGAAAAACUUUAUUGGUUUGACAAAGUCAAACCACUUGCUUCACAUAUUCGGAAUAUUAGCAAACAAAUUUAUGUAUCAGGCUCACGUGUUGCAAUUGAUGAAAUGAUGAUUAGAUUUUCUGGACAUAGUAAACAUGCAUUUAGAAUGAAAAAUAAACCUGUUUCAGAAGGUUAUAAGAUUAUUUCAUUGUGUGAAAAAGGUUAUACUUAUACAUUUAUGUUUGAAUCACGUGUUGAAUUAAAUAAAGAAGUUCCAAAUAUCUUAGGUCUUAGCAAAACUGGAUCACUUGUAUCAUAUCUUGUUACACAAUUAUCUAAUAGUCGAACAUAUGAUAUAUAUAUGGACAACUAUUUUGCAAGUAUACCUCUCUUUAAUUAUUUGCAAUCAAAGGAUACUUUGGCUGAAGUUGUUGUGAAUAAUGUUUUAGUAAUUUUUUGGAUGAACAAUGGUUUUGUUCAUAUGCUUUCAACUAUUCAUGGCAUUAAAGGUAAUAAGUGGAAAGUUUUAAGUGUACAAAGACGACCUCGAGAAACUAGUUCAAAUGCAGCCAAUGUGCAAAAAGUUUUUGGUGAUAAAGUAUAUAAAGAAAUUGUAAUUCCAAAGGCUAUUAAUAAUUAUAACUAUUUUAUGAAUGGAGCAGAUAUUGCUGACCAAUAUCGAUCUUAUUAUAAUUGUCAGCUUGCUGCUUCAUGUACCUGGAUGCUAUUACUAUUUUGGUUAAUAGAUACUGCGAUA